Molecule: messenger RNA, 1865 nt
Organism: Pygocentrus nattereri (red-bellied piranha)
Lineage: Eukaryota; Metazoa; Chordata; Actinopteri; Characiformes; Serrasalmidae
Gene: slc19a3a
Product: solute carrier family 19 member 3a
Exons: 6
Coding region: 134-1627 (497 amino acids)
Biological process (GO): vitamin transport; transmembrane transport
Cellular component (GO): plasma membrane
Molecular function (GO): vitamin transmembrane transporter activity
Source: RefSeq, a predicted model, not a curated record
CUCAUUCACAGCACCCACACACUCACACUUACAAACGCACACACACACAGAAGAAGAUUAUUUGUUACUCUUUACUCAAGGCUAUACUCACCUGUCCAGCGCUGUAACUCACCUGUGCAGACAAGGUGUUUAAAUGGAGUCUAUGAAACGUUGUAGGGCAGGAUGGGUUUAUCCGACGUCUCUGCUGUGUGUCUAUGGAUUCCUCAGCAUGGUGAAACCGCUGGAACCGUUCCUCAUCCCGUUCCUCACUGGACCUGACAAGAACCUCACCAUGGAGCAGGUGGCGAAUCAGAUCUUCCCGGUGUGGACGUACUCAUACCUGGCCUUGCUGGUGCCGGUGUUCCUGCUCACUGAUUGGCUGCGCUAUAAGCCUGUGAUCGUGUUCCAGUGCUGUGCUCUGUUUGGGACCAACGCUAUGCUGCUGUGGUUGGGGGGAGUUGGUUUCAUGCAGGCCAUGGAGUUUGUUUACGCAGUGGUGACGGCCUGCGACGUGGCCUACUUCUCCUACAUCUACAGCAUGGUGGCACUGCAGCACUACCUGAAGGCCACGUCGUACUGCCGCACCACCCAGCUGCUCGGGAACACAGUGGGGUCAGUCCUUGGUCAGCUUCUGGUCUCCUUCAACUUACUGACCUAUAAAGACAUACUGGUGCUGACACUGGUGCUAAUCUCCAUCGCCAUGGUGACCGCAGUGCUGCUGCCCAUGCCUAGAACCAGCAUGUUCUUCCACUACAGAGGAGAGAAAGGAGGGGGUUUAACUGAGGAGGGCAAUGAUAACGAAAACACACCGAAAACAGGAAGAGUGGAAACUGAAGAAGAAGAAACGUCCAGAGGUGCUCCGACAGGAGAAGACAUUCCACAAGAUAUAAGAGAGGAUCCAGUGGAGGAUGAUGGGAAAUGUGGAGAGUCUAGUCCAGCUGAAAGACGAGGAUGCUGUAAUACGCUCCAGCAGUUGUGGAGAGAUUUCCUGCAGAGUUUCUCCAGUAGAGAGAUGCUGUACUGGUCAGCGUGGUGGGCACUCUCCACCUGUGGCUUCAACCAAACUGUAAACUACAUCCAGGCGCUGUGGGAACACGUGGAACCUUCCAGCAACUUUACCAUCUACAAUGGAGGAGUGGAGGCUGUGUCCAACCUGUUCGGUGCGGGGGCAGCAUAUGGAGUCGGUUUCAUUCAGCUGGACUGGAGCUGUUGGGGUGAACUGGCUCUGGGCUCGUUGUCAGGCCUAGGGGGUGCUGCUCUGUUUGCGAUGGUUUUCUCUGCUAAUAUCUGGGUCUGCUAUGCUGGAUACGUCGUCUUUAAAAGCCUCUACAUGCUCCUCAUCACCAUCGCCAUGUUCCGGAUAGCUGCAGGACUGUCUUCAGAACGUUAUGCUCUCGUGUUUGGAGCAAACACCUUCGCUGCUCUGGUUCUGCAGACCAUUCUCACCUCCAUCGUGGUGGACAGCAGAGGCCUCGGCCUGGACAUCGUCCCCCAGUUUAUUAUUUAUGGAUCAUAUUUCUCCUGUAUUGCUCUGCUGUUCCUCCUGAGGGGCCUGUACACGUUCUACCGGCACAGAACAGCACCAGAACGGAGAACCGGAGAACAACAGAACCAGAUCAGAGACACACACUCAGAACAGAAAUGCUAACACAUAUAUACAGUGAAUGUCUUUAUUAAUAACACUGAUAAAGCCGCUCGUGCCUCAGGAUGUGAUGUCGUGUGAUGAACCUUAAACCUUAUUUCAUUAUUCAUCUUAUAAUAAAUAAUAAUGAUGUUUUCUAUAAACAGUAAAACAGCUUUUAUCGUUGGUUGUUUGUGUUCUUUUAAAACUGAUAACAAUCGGUGACGUGUUAUUAAUGUUAAUAAACUCAGUGAUGGUUUCUGGA